UCCUCCGGAAGUUCCUCCAGGAGUUCCUCCGGAAGUUCCUCCAGGAGUUCCUCCGGAAGUUCCUCCAGGAGUUCCUCCGGAAGUUCCUCCAGGAGUUCCUCCGGAAGUUCCUCCAGGAGUUCCUCCGGAAGUUCCUCCAGGAGUUCCUCCGGAAGUUCCUCCAGGAGUUCCUCCGGAAGUUCCUCCGGAAGUUCCUCCGGAAGUUCCUCCAGGAGUUCCUCCGGAAGUUCCUCCAGGAGUUCCUCCGGAAGUUCCUCCAGGAGUUCCUCCGGAAGUUCCUCCAGGAGUUCCUCCGGAAGUUCCUCCAGGAGUUCCUCCGGAAGUUCCUCCAGGAGUUCCUCCGGAAGUUCCUCCAGGAGUUCCUCCGGAAGUUCCUCCGGAAGUUCCUCCAGGAGUUCCUCCGGAAGUUCCUCCAGGAGUUCCUCCGGAAGUUCCUCCAGGAGUUCCUCCGGAAGUUCCUCCAGGAGUUCCUCCGGAAGUUCCUCCAGGAGUUCCUCCGGAAGUUCCUCCGGAAGUUCCUCCAGGAGUUCCUCCGGAAGUUCCUCCAGGAGUUCCUCCGGAAGUUCCUCCAGGAGUUCCUCCGGAAGUUCCUCCAGGAGUUCCUCCGGA
Armigeres subalbatus is the source of this 609-nucleotide messenger RNA. RefSeq names its product sericin-2-like. The annotation marks the transcript as partial. The record is from RefSeq and is a predicted model, not a curated record. NCBI's taxonomy places the organism in Eukaryota, Metazoa, Arthropoda, Insecta, Diptera, Culicidae. The transcript has a single exon.